AUGACUGUAGGUAUAACAGAGGCUUACAUUAUUGUCAGAAUCUGCCAUUCGGCCAAAAAGCGGGAGACUCAACCUUUGAUAUGUAAUAAGAGCAUAGUUAGCGCCGCCAAUUAUAUUGGGCCAAUUAGCGCGCCGAAGCAGCCAAAAGGGGCUCAGACAAAAGAGGAACGCAAACGCAGAGCACCAAUCUAUAUUAGGGCUCAGCUCAGUUCCGACACGAACUCUGUGAAUUUCCAAUACGUCGAUGGAAAAUGCCGGCUCGUUUCCACCUCCCUAGGCAGCUAUAUUACAAGAGAAUCCGGCCUAAAUCAAGCGACUAUGAAUUUUCUAGCGAUGUACCAGUUGGACCACUACAGCAUUAACACAAUUCAUGAGUAUAAUAUGUCAAUUGCUAUAUUCUUUGCAAGAGGCCUAUUAAAGCACUGGGUAGCGGGCAACCCAGUGCAUACGUCGCCGAAUGAAGACGAUAUGAAUCUUGUUCCAUUUCAGCUAUGCCGCAAUAUCGACGAUGACACAAGGGCUUUGAAAAUGCUACAGGAACUCCCUGCUCCAACGCUCUUUUAA
Molecule: messenger RNA, 564 nt
Organism: Microsporum canis CBS 113480
Lineage: Eukaryota; Fungi; Ascomycota; Eurotiomycetes; Onygenales; Arthrodermataceae
Exons: 3
Coding region: 1-564 (187 amino acids)
Source: RefSeq, a predicted model, not a curated record